AUGGUCAAUUCUUGUGGCUCCGUCUGCUCUGACCAGGGCUGUGGCCAAGGCUGCUGCCAGGAGACCUGCUGCUGCCCUCCCACCUGCUGUCAGACCACCUGCUGCAGGACCACCUGCUGCCGCCCCAGCUGCUGUGGUUCUAGCUGCUGCCGCCCCAGCUGCUGCGUGUCCAGCUGCUGCCGCCCCACCUGCUGUGUGUCUAGCUGCUGCCGCCCCUCUUGCUGUGGCUCCAGCUGCUGUGGUUCCAGCUGCUGCCGCCCCACCUGCUGCAUUUCUAGCUGCUGCCGCCCCUCUUGCUGUGGCUCCAGCUGCUGUGGUUCCAGCUGCUGCCGCCCCAGCUGCUGCCAGACUCCCUGCUGCCGCCCCAGCUGCUGUGUGUCCAGCUGCUGCCGCCCCAGCUGCUGUGGUUCCAGUUGUUGCAGGCCCAGCUGCUGUGUGUCCAGCUGCUGCCGUCCAGUCUGCUGCCAGACCACCUGCUGCCGUACCACCUGCUGCCGCCCAGUCUGCUGUGGAUCCUCUUGUUGUUGA
This is a messenger RNA of Phyllostomus hastatus (greater spear-nosed bat), 528 nucleotides long. Its product is annotated as keratin-associated protein 4-3-like. The transcript has a single exon. Bases 1 to 528 code for a protein of 175 amino acids. Gene Ontology annotation, cellular component: keratin filament. The record is from RefSeq and is a predicted model, not a curated record. Lineage: Eukaryota; Metazoa; Chordata; Mammalia; Chiroptera; Phyllostomidae.